Messenger RNA from Funneliformis geosporum, 420 nucleotides. NCBI's taxonomy places the organism in Eukaryota, Fungi, Glomeromycota, Glomeromycetes, Glomerales, Glomeraceae. The record is from the annotation of a GenBank genome assembly.
AACAUAAAAUAUCAUCAGCUUCUAUAGACUCUUUGUUUUAUCAAAAUGAUCUUCAUUCGUAUCUCAUCAACCUGAAAGCUUUUAUUAUUAAACCACUGGAAAGCAAACUCAAAAUAGUGUCUAAACAAGAAAAUACUGAUAGAAUCAAAGCUUUCAUUUCACAACGAGCAGACAACUAUAAAGACGCUCCCUCAAAAAUGAUCGACUCGUAUUUAGAGAAGUCUAGAAAUACUAUCGUUCUCGAUAAAAUUCUUAUUAAUAAACCUAACCAGAACUCGUAUAUAGAACUAGACCAAAAUAAAUUAAAGAAAGCUACCACUUUACAUUUUCAAACAGUGGCUGUCUUGUUAAACAAGGAAGUUACAGAUCUAACAACUCCUAACUUUUCAAAUUUCUGGUCCCAAUGGAAAGAAUUUUAUC